Molecule: messenger RNA, 564 nt
Organism: Colletotrichum chrysophilum
Lineage: Eukaryota; Fungi; Ascomycota; Sordariomycetes; Glomerellales; Glomerellaceae
Exons: 1
Coding region: 1-564 (187 amino acids)
Source: RefSeq, a predicted model, not a curated record
AUGUUAGCCGUGCGAUCCUCCGGGCAACCCAGACCCGAUUCUCCGCGGCCAUCAUCUGCCAAGCACCAAACCUACAGCGGCCUUGCCGAAGCCCUCAAGCCUAAUGCCAGCGUCUCCUUGAAGAGGACCACGGCUCGGGCUGCUGCCAAGGCCACCGAAGCCCCGUACAAGAUCACGAGCGCCCGCGCAGGCUUCAACGUGUCUAAGGGCGUCAUGGUCGUGAUGUACAAAGUCGAAAGUCCAGAGAUGCCGGCUAGCCACAUGCCGACCGACAACGACGGAUGGAUCCUCGAGAAACGUCUGGAUCAGAAUGCCCUGAACUAUUACUGGGCGAAAACUAUAGUGCGCAGCCGCCAGACGAAGCCUGGAUGGACGAAGGCAGCCUGGUUACAAUCAGUCGAGGAAAAGCAGCGAGCCGAGCGUCAGACACAAGGCAACCGCGCUUCUGACGUUGCCGUUUCCACUGCGGGCCCCGACAUCACUCAGAAGAAGAAGCGCAGGCGCAAGAGUGAGGAGGACGAAGAUGGGGAUUACGUGCCACCAGCAGCCAAGCGCGCACGAUGA